Messenger RNA from Saccostrea cuccullata (small rock oyster), 782 nucleotides. RefSeq lists its product as uncharacterized. NCBI's taxonomy places the organism in Eukaryota, Metazoa, Mollusca, Bivalvia, Ostreida, Ostreidae. Bases 39 to 467 code for a protein of 142 amino acids. The transcript has 5 exons. The record is from RefSeq and is a predicted model, not a curated record.
CAAAGGGAAAGCGGAAGACAUGAAUAUUUAUAUAAAACAUGAAGUUUUUCUUUAUUGUAGGAAUAAUUGAUAGCUCAGCAGUCGGUGUUGUAAAGAUAUAUUUCAAAAUGUCUGUACCGGCUAUAGUUUCCAUUCUCGCAGCUUUGUUGUCUGUCAGUCUUGUCAUGGAAGGGAUAGAUGCACAGACUUGUCAAGCUGUAACGGACUGUAGCACAGAGUACGGCUCCGCUUCAUCAGCGGCCGGACAAGACAAGACCAAAUUAUGCAAUGCUAUCAGUGCUUACAUAACAUGCCUAGAAGCCGCGGGAAAGAAAUGUGGAAUUGACAUCGCCUCGACAUUAGACCCCGCCAAAACGACCCUCUCACAGGCAGGAUGUCAAACAUCAACAUCAACAGGUGGCUAUGCAACACCUUUCCUUGGUUUCGUUACCAUGGUUCUGGGAGUCUUGAUUUUUAGAUCUGUAUAAAUUAAUGAGGAAAAAUUUGGAAAAAAGAGUCUUUUGCGAAUUGGUACAUGUAUUCUAUUUUAACAAAUAGAUUGGUGUUUUUUUAUCUAUAAUUUGUCAUAAAGGACUAUUUUUCAUACUGAUUGACUGACUGUACCUGCCAUGAAUGUAUUUUUUUCUCUAUUCUUACGAUUAGCUAUUUUGUAUUUUCGAUGUCUUAAACACAGAGAAACAUAAGAGAUAAGAAGUUUCCAAAUGUACCUUAUUUCAUUUGACCUUUACUUAUGUUCUUUAUGCUUUCUUUUCUCAAAUGUAUUAAAGGUAGUCUAAAAGAUA